Drosophila navojoa is the source of this 1207-nucleotide messenger RNA. RefSeq names its product glucoside xylosyltransferase 1 shams (gene shams). Gene Ontology annotation, biological process: protein O-linked glycosylation via N-acetylgalactosamine. Lineage: Eukaryota; Metazoa; Arthropoda; Insecta; Diptera; Drosophilidae. Gene Ontology annotation, molecular function: UDP-xylosyltransferase activity. The record is from RefSeq and is a predicted model, not a curated record.
CCAGCUUUAUGAUAUCUAACCAAACACACUUGUAUAAAUAUAUGUACAUACAUACGUGCAUACAUGUAUCUAUGUAGCAAUAUCAGAAACAAAAUGCGGAACUUCCACAUGUGCUUUCUAAGUUGUGUGGCCCUCACGACUAUUUUGUACAUAUUUCACGAGCGUCCGAAUUGGGACCAUGCAGCAUCUACUCAACCCGACACUGACAACAAUGAAAUGCGCCAUAAGAAAAACACCUUUCAUAUUGUUGCAGUCGCCUGUGGUCAACGCGCUCAAGAGACGUUAGUUAUGAUAAAGUCAGCUCUACUCUAUAACUAUUAUCAGGAAUAUAUUAAGUUUAUUAUAUUUACGGAAGCUCCAUUAGCUGAUAUAAUAAGCGAGAAACUGACUGACUGGCGCGAAACGCUUUCACAGCAAUUUGACUUUGAAUUAUUGUCAUUAAAAUUUCCAAAUCAAAGUGAGAAAGAAUGGAAAAAUCUUUUUAAGCCGUGCGCCGCCCAACGCCUAUUCUUACCUUCUUUAUUGAAGGAUGUUGAUUCGUUGUUAUACGUUGAUACAGACAUAUUGUUUUUAUCUCCCAUUACGGAUAUUUGGAAAUAUUUUGGAAAAUUUAAUGAAACUCAAAUCGCGGCUCUGGCGCCUGAGCAUGAAAAUGAAAAUAUUGGAUGGUAUAAUCGCUUUGCACGCCAUCCAUUCUAUGGACCACUUGGCGUCAACUCUGGAGUCAUGCUUAUGAAUCUAACACGCAUGCGGCAAUUCAAUUGGGAGCAGCAUGUAUUUCCCAUUUAUAAAGAAUUUAAACUACGAAUUACGUGGGGUGAUCAAGAUAUUAUAAAUAUUCUUUUUUAUUACCACCCGGAUAAACUAUAUAUAAUUCCAUGUGAAUAUAACUAUCGACCAGACCACUGUAUGUAUAUGAGUAUUUGCAAUUCUUCUCAUUCAGGCAUAAAGCUAAUACACGGUAAUCGGGGCUAUUUCCAUUCCGAUAAACAACCAUUAUUUAAAACAAUCUAUGCGGCUAUUGAAAGCUAUCAGCUAAGCUCUAAUCUCUACAAUGAUUUCCUGUUACCGCUUCGCGCAGCAUUAAAUGCACAAUCUGUUAACGAAUCUAGUUGUGGAAAAGUCUCAGGUGAUAUUCUGUUAGUGGCGAAUAGUCUUUUUAGUAGUUCAUAUUAAUCGGGAUGAACUGGAAUAUUUAAAAAUUUUA